Molecule: messenger RNA, 1599 nt
Organism: Myxozyma melibiosi
Lineage: Eukaryota; Fungi; Ascomycota; Lipomycetes; Lipomycetales; Lipomycetaceae
Product: amino acid/polyamine transporter I
Exons: 2
Coding region: 1-1599 (532 amino acids)
Biological process (GO): transmembrane transport; amino acid transport
Cellular component (GO): membrane
Molecular function (GO): transmembrane transporter activity
Source: RefSeq, a predicted model, not a curated record
AUGAGUUCAGAAGAAGCCUCCAUCAGCGGAGUUGAGAAGCAGGUCAUCGGCGCCGACGACGAUGCCGCCCAGCUCGGUGAGCUCGGAUACAAGCAGGAGUUGAAGCGGUCGUUCUCCCUGCUUUCCAUGAUUGGUUUCUCGUUUGCCAUCUUGACUUGCUGGACCGCCCUGGGAACCACUCUCUCGUCUGCCAUGCUUAACGGUGGCCCCUCCGCUUUGUUCUGGGGAUGGGUCGGCGUUUGCUUCUUCACCAUCUUUGUCGUUCUCUCGAUGGCCGAGAUUUGCUCUGCCUACCCCGUCGCCGGUGGCCAGUAUUCGUGGGUUCUGCUCAUCACCGACUGCAAGCCCUGGGGCCGUGGUCUUUCCUACAUCACCGGCUGGAUUCAGCUUGCCGGUCUGCUUUGCAUGGGUUCCACCGCUCUUUUCCAGGUCGGUGAGUUCGUUGCCGGCAUGGCUGUGUUGAACAACGAGAACUACGAGAUCAAACAGUACCAGAUUGUGCUCAUCACCUACGCGUGCUGCCUGAUCAACACCGUCAUCAACCUGUUUGGCAACAAGAUCCUCAACCGCAUCAACGACUUUGCCCUCUGGUGGUCCGUCCUCGGCUUUGUGAUCACGACCAUCGUCAUCCUUGUCGUGUCCGACAACAAGCGUGAUGCUUCCUUCGUCUUCACCUACUCGAUCGACGAUGGUGGCUGGAACAACACCGGCAUGGCCAUCAUCCUCGGAAUCUUGCAGUCCGCGUACGGCAUGUGCUGCUACGACGCCCCCGCGCACAUGUCGGAGGAGCUCCACAACGCUACCCGCGAGGCUCCCCGCGCUAUGGUCCUCUCUGUCUUCAUCGGCUUCAUCACCGGUCUCGGCUACAUCAUGGCUCUGCUGUUCUGCAUCGUCGACAUCGACUCGAUCGAGGGCUCCGCCACCGGCGUUCCUCUCAUCCAGCUCUUCCAGGAUGCGAUCCACAACAAGGCCGGCUCGACCUGCUUGUCUGUCAUCACCUGCGUCUGCUCGUUCUUCGCCUCCAACGCUCUCCUGACCGAGGGUGCGCGCUCCGUCUUUGCUUUCGCCCGUGAUGGCGCCAUGCCGUUCUCCGAGUACCUCUGCAAGGUCGACCCCCAUCUCCACGUGCCUGUCCUUGCCACCCUUGUUGCCGCCUUCUUCCAGUGCGCGUUCAUCGCCAUCGACUUUGGCUCCGAGACUGCUUUCUUGACCGUCAUGUCGAUCGCCACCGUCGGUCUCUACGUCUCCUACCUGCUCCCCAUCGUCACGCUCAUGAUCCACGGCCGUGACAACUUCAAGCCCGGAUACUACUCCCUCGGCAAGUUCUGGGGCUGGACUUCCAACAUCCUCGGCUCGCUCUACCUCGUCUUCACCACCAUCUUCUUCUUCUUCCCGACCGAGAUGCCCGUCAACGGCGGAAACAUGAACUACUGUAUCGUCGCCUUUGGAAUCACCGGUAUUUUUGGUGUUGUCUCGUGGUUCUGGGCCGGACGCAAGAACUACAUCCGCUCGAUCCACGUCGAGGUCGAGGUCUCAAACGCUAUCGACGUCGACAACAGCGUCAGCAGUUCUUCGGACGUCUACGACAAGAAGGAGUAA